AUGGUACGAGCUUUGGAAUUAAUACAAACGUUUGACGCGACUGCGCCGGAUUAUUCUGUCACCGAGGAGUGCCCUACUAGUCCAAGAUUAUAUUCUGUUGAUCACUGCACGAUCAAGGUGGGGCUUAGCUUGGCAUAUCACUGGCUCCCUCCACUUGAGGACAGGGAGAUACCAGAGUUCAACCUCCAGUACCCCGACUCACCCACUAUUCCCGGAUACCCAGACCUCAGCAUUGCUACUGGGAGAAGUGACACCGUGACUAGGGGGGGAAGUCCGGGGCCAGAUCCCAGAGACAUUUCUGACUGCGACCCCAGGGAUACCUCUGGACCAGACUCCUACGACUCCUGGGUCACGGACGACGGAAGGCACAACCCCCACCCAAUUCGAGUCGAGCUCGCAGACCACCACCUCAGCCCCUACGGGGAGUGCCACGGAGAUCUAUGCCACCAGCUUCAAGCCAUUGCUGAGGACCGGAGGAGGGACUGGGAGACCCCUGAGCCCCUCAUACCCUACGUCAAGUGGACCAUGGGAGAGUACGGAGCCAAGCCAGAACUGGCCCAGUUCUUCUUCGACAACCCAAUCCACUCAGAGACUUCGCCAGGGGAGUAUGAAAUCAGAACUGAGCCCUCACCCGAAGGGGAGGUGCCCACAUACCAGAAAGACAGGAACUCCCCAUACUACCACAGGCCAAAGACCAGCCCCUCUAUUUCUGGCCUCGAAAUACUCAGACCCACAUCUGGAACUGCUGGUACCCAUGGGAGCACACUGCCCUCACCGACUACCGAUACUGGAUCACGGAGCCAGACACAGAGGAAUCCAUGCCCUAUCCCCAAUCAACCCCCCAACCCCAUAAUGAAGAAGGCGGUGACUGAGAUGGACUGGGAAGAGCUUCUGGAAUGGCAGGGGGGAUCCCUGGCCAAUGAAGGGUCAUGGAUCACCACGGACGCGGCCAAAUUAAUGUACCAACAGCAGUUACCGGAGAUGGUCAGAAAUGCUAUAUAUGAAGAUGAAGUUCGAUAUCACGUGGCGAAACUAUGGAAUCAGUUGCACAAUGAUCAGGCAGAUGUACUCCAGCCCUUCGAACAAAGAAGCUAUCCACCCUAUCACUGGGUGAUAAUCCCAAAGGAACCGAAGGCCACCUUACCCCCAGGAAGUAGGUUACUAGGGGGAAUGCCGGCCGAGGAAGCAGUACCUGGAGGAGAAGAAUGGACGGACCCAGCCCAACCGCCCUCUCAGCAUGCAAAGGUGCUGUGA
This is a messenger RNA of Desarmillaria tabescens, 1254 nucleotides long. RefSeq lists its product as uncharacterized. Lineage: Eukaryota; Fungi; Basidiomycota; Agaricomycetes; Agaricales; Physalacriaceae. The transcript is spliced from 6 exons. The record is from RefSeq and is a predicted model, not a curated record. The coding region runs from base 1 to 1254 and encodes 417 amino acids.